Mus caroli (Ryukyu mouse) is the source of this 1690-nucleotide messenger RNA. It is a transcript of the gene Utp3, whose product is annotated as UTP3 small subunit processome component. Gene Ontology annotation, cellular component: nucleolus; small-subunit processome. The record is from RefSeq and is a predicted model, not a curated record. NCBI's taxonomy places the organism in Eukaryota, Metazoa, Chordata, Mammalia, Rodentia, Muridae. Gene Ontology annotation, biological process: maturation of SSU-rRNA from tricistronic rRNA transcript (SSU-rRNA, 5.8S rRNA, LSU-rRNA).
CGCGCGCUGCGCGGAGGGCACCCUGGGAGCGGAAGGAGGCGGGCCUUUCCCAGACUCUCUGCUCCGGUGGUCACCGACUUGGGUGGCGCGGAGCGUGCUGGUGCUGAAAACCUCCUCUUGCCGGCAUCGUCGUUUCUGCGCAGAGGUCAAAAGUGGCGGAAAUCGCGGCGUCGCUUGGGAACCCGGAACCGCUGGUGAGCCAUGGUGAAGCGAUCACGGCGGCGUGGAGCGGCUCAGUGGGCCGCCGUGCGGGCCCAGGCAGGUCGCACCGCCACGGAUGAAAAUGAGGACGACUUAGGGUUGCCACCCUCUCCAGGGGACUCCAGCUACUACCAAGACCAGGUAGAUGAGUUCCAUGAAGCGCGAUCUCGGGCAGUCCUGGCUAAGGGCUGGAACGAAGUCGAGAGUGGGGAGGAGGAUGGCGAUGAGGAGGAAGAGGUGCUACCUCUAAAUAUUGAUGAUGGAGAUGACGAAGAUGGAGAGAGUUCGGAGGAGGAGGAGGAGGGUGAAGAGGAUGAUGAUGGCGGAAGCUCCGUGCAGAGUGAGGCUGAGGCCUCUGUGGACCCUAGCUUGUCCUGGGGUCAGAGGAAAAAGCUUUAUUACGAUACGGACUAUGGUUCCAAAUCCCGAGGCCGUCAGAGUCAGCAAGAAGUAGAAGAGGAGGAAAGAGAGGAAGAGGAGGAGGCACAGAUAAUUCAGCGGCGCUUGGCCCAAGCCCUGCAAGAGGAUGAUUUUGGAGUCGCUUGGGUGGAGGCCUUUGCAAAGCCCGUGCCCCAGGUAGACGAAGCUGAGACAAGGGUUGUGAAGGAUUUGGCUAAAGUCUCGGUAAAAGAGAAGCUGAAAAUGUUGAAGAAAGAAUCACCAGAGCUCUUAGAGCUCAUAGAAGAUCUCCAAGCCAAGUUGACAGAGGUGAAGGAUGAGUUAGAACCCUUGUUACAGAUGGUGGAGAAAGGGGUCAUUCCACCUGGAAGAGGAAGCCAAUACCUGAAGACUAAGUAUAAUCUCUACUUGAACUAUUGCGCCAACAUUAGCUUUUAUUUGAUCUUAAAAGCCCGGAGAGUCCCUGCACAUGGACAUCCUGUUAUAGAAAGGCUUGUUACCUACAGAAAUCUGAUCAACAAGCUGUCAGUUGUGGAUCAGAAACUGUCCUCCGAAAUCCGUCACCUCCUCACAGCCAAGGAUGGUGCUGUAAAGAAAGAAAUGACUCCAAAAGCAAAAUUAACCAAAACCAAGCCCAAGACUGUAAAGCAGGCUGCUGCCUCUGCCGCUGCCCUGACUGAUGAGCCUGAUUUUGAUGGGGCUGCUCUAGAGUACUAUAAGGAAAUGGAAGACAGGCAAGAGUUGAAGAGAAAGAAGGAAGAAAACAGUGCUGAAGAACAGGCCCUCGAAGAGCAAAAUGCAAAGAGAGCCAUUACCUACCAGAUUGCUAAAAAUAGGGGGCUUACACCCAGGAGAAAGAAGAUUGAUAGAAAUCCCAGAGUGAAACAUAGGGAAAAGUUCAGAAGAGCCAAAAUCCGACGCCGAGGUCAGGUUCGUGAAGUUCGCAGAGAAGAACAGCGGUACAGUGGUGAACUCUCUGGCAUUCGUGCUGGAGUUAAGAAGAGCAUUAAGCUUAAGUAAAAUAGUUGCUCUUUGGCCUAGCUUUUGGCAAUUAUUUUAGGUCAAUAAAAAGUGUUUUGAAGUAAAGUGA